AUGGGACAGUCUAACAAUGUGACAGAAUUUAUCCUCCUGGGCCUCACUCAGGAUCCUGAGGGGCAAAAAGUAUUAUUUGUCAUAUUUUUACUCAUCUACAUUGUGACAGUGCUGGGCAACCUGUUCAUUGCAGUGACUGUUUUUGCCAGCCCUUUCCUGGACUCCCCCAUGUACCUCUUCCUUGCCUCUCUGUCACUCAUGGAUGUGGUUUAUUCUACUACCAUUUCACUGAAAUUGAUCAUAGACCUAUUGCUUGCUAAAAAGACAAUUUCCUUCUCAGCUUGUAUGGGACAGCUGUUUCUGGACCACUUUUUUGGAUGUGCUGAGCUCUUCCUACUGAUGGUGAUGGCCUAUGAUCGAUAUGUGGCUAUCUGCAAGCCACUGUACUCCCUAACGGUCAUGAAUAGACAGGUGUGCUUCCUGUUUCUGGUGGUGUCCUGGGUUGGAGGUUUGGUGCACUCUGUGGUUCAAAUUUUCAUUGUGUACAGCCUUCCCAUCUGUGGUCCUAAAGUUAUUGACCACUUCGCCUGUGACAUGUACCCAUUAUUGGAACUCACCUGCACUGACACCUAUUUUGUAGGAUUCACGGUGGUUGUUAAUAGUGGUUUAAUCUGUAUGGUGGUGAUCUUUGUCCUUCUACUGAUCUCUUAUGGAGUCAUCCUAAAUUCCCUUAAAAGUCACAGUCAGGAAGGGAGGCGCAAAGCUCUGUCUACCUGCUGUUCUCACGUCACAGUGGUUUUCCUGUUUUUUGUUCCUUGUAUUUUCAUGUAUGUUAGACCCAUUUCCAACUUCCCCACUGAUAAAUUUAUAACUGUGUUUUAUAUGGUUAUCACUCCCAUGUUGAAUCUUUUAAUAUACACCCUGAGAAAUUUGGAGACGGAAAAUGCUAUGAAAAAUCUUUUCUGUAGUAAGUUGACUGUAGCUAUAUUAAAAAAUGUGUCAAUCAUACUAAAAACAUUUGUUUCUAAUGAUGAAGCAACAGGCAGUGAAUUCUAA
This is a messenger RNA of Pteropus alecto (black flying fox), 996 nucleotides long. Its product is annotated as olfactory receptor 4A5-like. Lineage: Eukaryota; Metazoa; Chordata; Mammalia; Chiroptera; Pteropodidae. The record is from RefSeq and is a predicted model, not a curated record. Gene Ontology annotation, molecular function: olfactory receptor activity; G protein-coupled receptor activity. Gene Ontology annotation, cellular component: membrane. Gene Ontology annotation, biological process: G protein-coupled receptor signaling pathway.